Molecule: messenger RNA, 991 nt
Organism: Erpetoichthys calabaricus (reedfish)
Lineage: Eukaryota; Metazoa; Chordata; Cladistia; Polypteriformes; Polypteridae
Product: fibrinogen-like protein 1-like protein
Exons: 3
Coding region: 81-866 (261 amino acids)
Source: RefSeq, a predicted model, not a curated record
AUUGGAGGAGUGGUUCAGAGAUGUCUAUAUAAGGAACGUGAGGGCUUUGACUGUAACAGAAGCACUUCAGCUGAGUCAACAUGGAAUCCGUCAAUAUCGUGGCUGCCAUUCUCCUGAUGGUUAUGUUUCAAACCACUGAAUCUAAAAGAAUACAUGUGAAAGUUGAAAACUCUCACCUCCUAAAAGAGGUCCCUAUCAAGAUUCACAAUCCUCGUACCCCAAGAUCUACUAGUGUUUACCCCAGUGAUUGUAGUGGUUUUCCUCCCAGUUACCCUGAUGGGCUUUAUAUAAUUCAGCUCAAUAAUACACACCCACUGGUCGUCUACUGUAUAACUGAGAAUAACCAAAAGUGGACUGUAAUCCAGAAGAACACCAUUGCCUCUGAGAUUGAAUGGAGGGAAUCAUGGUCUACCUAUAAGUAUGGCUUUGGCAAUGUGGAGGGAGAUCACUGGUUGGGAAAUGAAUACAUCUACAAGUUAACUACUCAACAGACAUACAAGGCAAGAAUUGUGCUCAAUGCUACAAAGACUGACACCAGGUAUGCUGAAUAUGACACCUUUAGUUUGGAUGAGGAGUCAAGAGGCUAUGCUCUGCGACUGGGUAAAUACGCUGGCACGGCUCCUGAUUUCAUGAUUGACGGCAGUUCAACACAUGACAAUAUGAAGUUCUCCACUAAGGACAAAGACCAAGAUCGUAAUAGUGGUAACUGUGCCACUUCUUACCAUGGUGGCUGGUGGUAUGACAAUUGCAUUACUGUGCAGCUCAAUGGGAAGGGCUACAUUUACUGGAACACCGUAUGCCAAGGCAAUUGUGAAGCCUCACUAAUAAUGAUCAGACCUUCAGAAAUUUGCCAAGAGUCGCCUUAAAUCUGACUGCUAUAUUUGCACCAGUUUCAUUUCAUUAGUAUUGAAGCUUGUAGAAAUGUGGCUGUUAAAAAUCAUGUUAUCUGUAAGGUUUGCAAUAAAAAAAGAAAUACCUUUGUUAUAGGUGC